Nanorana parkeri is the source of this 2753-nucleotide messenger RNA. It is a transcript of the gene ZBTB5, whose product is annotated as zinc finger and BTB domain containing 5. The transcript is spliced from 2 exons. Gene Ontology annotation, biological process: regulation of transcription by RNA polymerase II. Gene Ontology annotation, cellular component: nucleus. Gene Ontology annotation, molecular function: DNA-binding transcription factor activity, RNA polymerase II-specific; protein binding; RNA polymerase II cis-regulatory region sequence-specific DNA binding. The record is from RefSeq and is a predicted model, not a curated record. Bases 305 to 2344 code for a protein of 679 amino acids. Lineage: Eukaryota; Metazoa; Chordata; Amphibia; Anura; Dicroglossidae.
AGUAGCAGUAGAGGAGGCGACCAGCCGUGUCUGGAGCGGCUGUGUCUGCCAGGGCUCAGUAUUCUCCGCCCCCUCCGCCGCCUUUCCAACCCCCCUUCUGUCUGCCGUCUCCUCAUCCGCCCCCCGGUCUGCUCGUCACGUCCGGUAGCCGGAGGAGGAGGAGGCCGAGAGCACCAGCACCCCGGGGGAGCCGUCAGACACAAAGAGGCCGCUGUGUGACCGAGGCCUGGGGCCAGGUGAGGGGAGAAGAGCCCGGGUGGCCGAGUGACAGCUCCCCCCUCCUCUGUGUGUUUUCAUCACACCUAUGUACAUGACAAUGGAUUUUCCUGGACACUUUGAGCAGACCUUUCAACAGUUAAAUUACCAGCGCAUCCAAGGCCAGCUCUGUGACUGUGUCAUAGUGGUGGGCAGCCGGCAUUUUAAAGCUCACCGCUCUGUACUAGCAGCAUGCAGUACUCAUUUCCGAGCUCUGUUUACUGUAGCAGAGAGUGACCAGAGCAUGAACAUGAUCCAGCUGGACAGUGAAGUGGUAACAUCUGAAGCUUUUGCUGCUCUUAUUGACAUGAUGUAUACAUCCACCCUUAUGCUUGGAGAAAGCAAUGUGAUGGAUGUGCUACUGGCAGCAUCUCACCUCCAUUUGAAUUCUGUUGUGAAAGCAUGUAAGCACUAUCUGACUACAAGGACAUUGCCUGUGUCUUCCCCCAAUGACAGAACUCAGGAGCAGAGCGCACGGAUGCAAAGGUCUUUCAUGCUUCAGCAGCUCGGAUUAAGCAUUGUGAGUUCGGCUUUGAAUUCAAAUCAGAGCAAUGAAGAACAGUCCCAGCAACAGCAGACUUCAAUGAGUUCCUCUGUACGAAAUAGCAUGGUGGAGCAAAGGGCCACAUUUCCUAUAAGACGGCUGCACAAAAGAAAACAGUCUUCUGAAGAAAGGGCUAGGCAGCGUAUGAGGGCCUCAAUUGAUGAGUGUCUUAUUACCGAUGUUACCAAUGAAAGUGUACAGUCCAUGGGUAAUUCUCGUGAAGAAUAUUUCUCCCCUGAUUCACUUAAAAUUACGGAUGCUAUGAAAUCUGACUCUGCUCAAGACAACCAUGAAGAUAGCACACUCAUGUUUGAUCAGUCAUAUGGCAAUCAAGAAGACACACAACUGCCAAGCCAGUCUGACAACAGUGGAGAAAACAUUAUAUCAAUGGCAACUCAAACAACUCAAGUUGAAACAAGUUACAAUCAGGAGUCUGGUUGUGAGAAAACAGUUUAUCCCUCAGAGACUCAUGAUCUUACAGUGGAUGAAAAAGAUCACAUGAGAGUCAUUGUAAAAUCUGAGCCUAUGAGCUCACCUGAACCACAGGAUGAGGUGAGUGAUGUCACAUCACAAGCAGAAGGAAGUGAGCCGGUUGAGGUAGAAGGUACUGUAAGUGCAGAAAAAAUUGAACUGAGCCCAGAAAGCAGUGAUCGGAGUUUCUCUGACCCCCAGUCUAGCACAGACAGGGUUGGAGAUAUUCACAUUUUAGAUGUCAAUCCCAACUUAGAGCACAAAUCCUCUUUUAGCAUUUCAAAUUUUUUAAACAAGAACAGAAAUGGCAACCUCAGCUUAAGUCAUAAUAGUGAUGAUAACAUUCCAAAUACAACCAGUGACUGUAGAAUGGAUGGAGAGGUGUCCUACCUCAUUAGUCCAGAUGUAGGACCAGGUGGUCACUCCUCUAAUGUUAUGAUGGAUAAUCCUUUCGGUGAUGGCCCAGAUUCCCAUUUUGCUCGUCCCAUGCAGGACGUUAUGAGUAUGCCUUGUGUUCAGUCCUCUAAUUACCGUGGAAAUGACCCAUUUGGAAUGGACUACCCAAGAUCUGGAUUAGGGCUACAUUCUAUGUCUAGAUCUAUCAUGGGAAGUGCAAGGGGUCGGGCCUUUAACUUUCCGAAUUAUCGGCGCAUUGCCCCCAAAAUGCCAAUUGUUACGUCAGUACGGAGCACUCAGCUACAGGAUAACGCUUCCAGUUCCCAAAUGAUGAUGAAUGGAGGAAACUCCUCUUAUGACAAUGGAAAUACUUCCCAACAAGGUCCACCACAGUUGACAAGGGCUUCGGCAGAUGUCCUUUCCAAGUGCAAGAAAGCUCUCUCUGAGCAUAAUGUGCUGGUGGUAGAAGGUGCACGUAAAUAUGCUUGUAAAAUAUGCUGUAAGACCUUCUUGACUUUGACAGACUGUAAAAAGCACAUCCGGGUCCAUACAGGUGAAAAACCUUAUGCGUGCCUGAAAUGUGGAAAGCGGUUUAGCCAAUCCAGUCACUUAUAUAAGCAUUCCAAAACUACUUGCCUUAGAUGGCAAAACAGCAAUCUUCCCACAACGUUGCUUUAACUUUAUCGCCUCCUCCAACAAGACCAGUUACCACCAUGUGUGACGUAGCAACAUUUCCCUGUACUUAACCAAGUAGGAUGACCCAGAGUAUUGUGAGUGAACAGGCAAAUGACUUUUGAAGGAAAAGAAGAAAAAAAAAUAUGGUCUUGGCGAGGGAACAUAUCUUCAUCAAAAUAUUUAACCUCUCUCUGUUUUGAGGUGCAAGUACUUCAUUUGUUUAUGUAUGUUUAUGUAAAAUGAAAUCAUUACUAACAUCCAAGGUUUUAACCAGACAUUUCUGUACAAUUGUGUAAACAUUAAUGCAACAAAAUGCAUUUUUAUCCAUUUUUGGUAAGUAUUGUUCCCUUCCUUUGAGUAAAUUAUUGAAAACUGUACAAGCUUUUCAAUUAAAAAAAUUAAAUUUUGCCAA